Ahaetulla prasina is the source of this 4328-nucleotide messenger RNA. RefSeq names its product guanylate-binding protein 1-like. The coding region runs from base 263 to 2140 and encodes 625 amino acids. Lineage: Eukaryota; Metazoa; Chordata; Lepidosauria; Squamata; Colubridae. The record is from RefSeq and is a predicted model, not a curated record. The transcript is spliced from 11 exons. Gene Ontology annotation, molecular function: GTP binding; GTPase activity.
GAUCUUCGGCCGACCCCACCCUCCUCUCUGCACCCCUCCCCUCCCCAAUCGUAGUUUGCGGGCGGAGAGGUUUGCAGGUUGGGUCCCGCCUGCCCCUUUGACCCGCCUGCCCGAGAAAUCGGCUGCUUUUGAUAUCUGCCGCCGCUUCUUGAGAAGAGCGCAGAAGGAAGCGCAGGACGAGCAAGGUCGCUUGCGAAGAGAGCCGGCGGGGGAUCCACUGAUUUCCUUUGCAAAGACGUGACAUCUUCUUCCACAGUGGCUGAUGGAGGCUCCUGUGUGCCUGAUUGAGAACAGGAGAAAUCGGCUCCAUGCUUCUUCAGAGGCCCUCCAGAUGCUCUCGGAAAUCCGGAAGCCGGUGGUGGUGGUGUCCAUCGUGGGACUGUAUCGCACGGGCAAGUCCUACCUGAUGAACAAGCUGGCUGGCAAAAAUUCAGGUUUCUCUUUGGGCUCCACAGUGCAAGCCAAAACGAAAGGAAUUUGGAUGUGGUGCGUUCCCUAUCCAGACAGGCCUAACCAAACCCUUGUUCUGCUGGAUACUGAGGGGUUAGGUGACAUAGAAAAGGGCAGUUCUAAAAAUGAUACCUGGAUCUUCGCUUUGGCCGUGUUGCUGAGCAGCACCCUGGUCUACAACAGUGUGGGGACCAUUGAUCAGAUUGCUCUGGACAAGCUUCAUUUUGUGACGGAUCUGUCUGAACAUAUCAAGGCAAAGGCUUCCUCCACUCCUGAAGAUACAGACGACUCUUCUGAAUUUGUCGGCUUCUUCCCAAGCUUUGUCUGGUCCGUGCGAGAUUUCGCACUGCAGCUGGAACGGGAUGGGCAACCCAUUACGGAGGAUGAAUAUCUGGAACAUGCUCUGGAAUUAAAAAAAGGUAACAGUAAGAAGAAGCAGAUGUUCAAUCUGCCACGGAGAUGCAUCCGACUGUUUUUCCCCACCCGGAAGUGCUUCGUCUUUGAUUCUCCUACCAAAAGUAGGAACUUACCCUAUCUGGAAAAGAUGUCGGAUAAUCAGCUGGAGCCUGAAUUUGUGGAACAAACCAAGAAAUUCUGUUUUUAUAUCUUCGCGACAUCUCAAGAAAAGACUCUACCUGGCGGGCAUGUUGUCACCGGCAACUUGUUGGCAAAAUUGGUCGAGACCUAUGUGGAUACUAUCUCCAGUGGGAAUGUUCCCUGCCUUGAGGACACAGUCUCGGCCUUGGCAGAGAUUGAGAACAGGGCAGCCGUGCAGGAAGCUGUUGCUCGCUAUGUGCAUCUGAUGGAGCAGAGCUUGGAGCUACCCACUGACAGUCUCCAGGAACUUCUGGACAAACACAAAAUAUGUGAGGAACAAGCCCUCCAGGUGUUCAUGGCUCGUGCUUUCAAGGAUGAUAAACGUCAGUUCCAGCUUGAAUUCAUGAAAACUGUGGAAAGCAAGAAGGAAGAAUAUUGCCAGAAAAAUAAGGAGAUAUCUUCUGAAAUCUGUUUCGCUUUAUUAAGCUCACUCUCUGAGGGCUUGGAGGAGAACAUCAAGAAAGGAAGCUACUCCCGAGCUGGUGGCCACCAGGAAUUUCUUAAUGACCUCCAAAAAGUGGAGAAACAAUUCUUUGAGACGCCCAAGAAAGGAAUAAUGGCAUGGAGGAUCCUGAAAGGAUUCCACCGGAGCAAGGAAGGCAUCAGCAAAACCAUCCUUCAAUGUGACGUAACCCUUCAAAUGAAAGAGAAGGAAAUGGCAGAUGAAAAGAUGAAGGCCAAAGCCAAAGAGUUAGACAAGGAGGUUCAGAAGCGGGAUAAAGAAAUGUUGAAACAGAAGUUGGAGGACCACAGACUGAGUCGGGACAUGAACCUUCAGAAGCUAAAGGAGAAGAUGGUGGAAGAAAAGCGACAGAUGCUGGAAGAGUAUGAGAAGAUGAUCGAAAGCAAACUCAGGGAACAAAAAGCUUUAUUGGAAGAGGGUUUCGAAAAGGAAGCCAGUCAACUGAACGAGAAGAUCGAGGAGCUGAGAAAGAAAAAAGAAGAAAUGGAAAAACCGAGUUGGAUUUCUUCAGCUUUGGACAACCUGAGAACUGCGAUCCGUGAAAAAUUAGCAAUAAUUCAUGAUGAGGUUGUGGAACCGGUUGUAGACAAGUUCAAAAAUCUCAUCAAGAAUAUAACCUCAAAAGCCUGAUCAAGUGCUUUUCCAUCCUAAAAAAUGACCAGGCUGCAUUCUUACUAGAGUUACUUUAGAUACGUUCUGUAAAUUUAAAUUCAUAGCGUGCAAAAUCAUUCGCAGACUUUAGGGAAAUUACUUUAAGAAAUUUGUGAUUUAGCAUUUCAAGGCUUUGUAGGCGUUUGGGUGUCACAAAUUGAGUUCAAAUUUUAUGUUAAGCUCCUGCUGUUUUAAUCUUGAUAUAUUAAGACAUGUUUGGGAGGGUUUCAUAUAUAUGACAUCUAGGCCAAUCACUUAAAAUCCCAUUGCAUAACUCUCUUUGCUUUCCUUUACAAUAUACCGGUAGUUCAGUGCAUCUCAACCUUGGUAACUUUAAGAUAUGUGGAUUUCAACUGCCAGAAUUGCACUGAUACAAAUUUUUACGUAUUUUCUUUAGUAACAAGUGUUGUUGUCUUGCCUGAUGAGCCCACUGGCACUGCAGAAGUUUCAUAAACCAGAACUCCAAAAACCUUCUUCAGGUUCAAAGUUCUUCUUCUUUUUUUUUACUUUCGCUUUUAAGCCAUGCCUUUUCACCUUGUUCUUAAUUCUGUUUUUAACUUCUGCUUAUCCCAUUGGAUAACUACGUUUAGUGUUUUGGCAUUGCAACCAAACCGCAUGAAGGAAGUUCUUGCUUUACGGAGUGAUAGAGAAAAACAUAACACAGAAGUGAGACCACUGGUAGAAACAAAUGGCAGAGGCAGUUCUAAUUCUUAGCAAUGCAAUUCCUACAGAAGCAAAACAGCAAGUCAAACCAAUUCUACUGACUCUACUAUUACGUAGAGUCUGAAAUCCAUGAAUGAAAUAUGCAACGAGAGGGAUUUACCGUAUUUUUUGGAGUAUAAGAUGUACAUUUUGUCCCCCUAAAAGAGGGUGAAAAUUUGAGUGCGUCUUAUACACAGAGUGUAGCCCCGCCCAGCCUCUUAAAGGAAGGUCCACUGCAACUACAUCACAAAAAAGGCUUUAAGAGUUGUAAACUUAAUCUUGCAUAGCUUCUUCUCCAGAAACACUACACUACUAACCAGAGCAUAUAAAACAUUUGUUAGACCAAUUCUUGAAUACAGCUCACCUGUCUGGAACCCAUACCUCAUUUCGGACAUUAAUACAAUUGAAAAUGUCCAGAAAUAUUUUACAGGAAGAGUUCUCCACUCCCCUGAUUAAAACAAAAUACCUUAUCCACCAGACUUGAAAUCCUGGGUUUAGAAAAUUUAGAACUCCGCCGCCUUCGACAUGACCUGAGUUUAACUCAUAGAAUCAUCUGUUACAAGGUACUUCCUGUUGAAGACUACUUCAGCUUCAAUCACAACAAUACACGAGCACACAAUAGAUUUAAACUUAAUGUGAACCGCUCCAAUCUUGAUUGCAGAAAAUAUGACUUCAGUAACAGAGUUGUUAAUACUUGAAAUACACUACCUGACUCUGUGGUCUCUUCCCAAAAUCCCCAAAGCUUUAACCAAAAACUAUCUACUAUUGAUCUCACCCCAUUCCUAAGAGGUCUGUAAGGGGGCGUGCAUAAGAGCACCAGCGUGCCUACCGUUCCUGUCCUAAUGUUCCCUUUGAUUAUAUCCAAUUUCAUAUAAUUAUGACAUACUUAUGCUUAAAUAUAUGCUUAUAUAUCGUAUAGUUAUUUCAUGCCUAUGCCUAUAUAUACUGUUGUGACAAAUAAAUAAAAUAAAUAAAAAAUAAAGGUUUCAGAGGCUGAAAAAAUGGAGAUUUCAGGGGCUGGAAAAAAAAGAAAGGUGCAGAGCUCACAACCAACAAACCUGUUGCUAAAGUUUGCCUUAUUUUCAGGGAGGUCUUAUUAUUUUGGGGCACGUGAAGCAAGACAGGGUUCCUCUUGCCAUCUUACUUGAUUUCCAGCUCUGUCUCCCUAACCCUAACCAGAGGAAAUGGCUGUGCAUGUGUUUAAAUAUUUUCGGGGAGGGCUUAUUUUUAGGGGGUCUUAUUUUAGCACAUGCACUCAAAAGCCCGAUUGGUCUUAUUAUCAGGGGAUGUCUUAUUUUUGGGGAAGCAUUGUAGAUAAGGAUAAAAAUAUGUGCCUAUCAAACUGCCUUGGUAUAUACAAUAUAACCGCAUAAGUUGGUUUCCUUAGUUUUUUACAUUCUCCAUUACGAACAGGGUAGAAGGAAAAUGCCCACUUCAAAUGAUUCAGUUAUUUGUCAAAACAAGC